Molecule: messenger RNA, 1404 nt
Organism: Verruconis gallopava
Lineage: Eukaryota; Fungi; Ascomycota; Dothideomycetes; Venturiales; Sympoventuriaceae
Exons: 1
Coding region: 270-1112 (280 amino acids)
Biological process (GO): translation; mitochondrial translational initiation
Cellular component (GO): mitochondrial small ribosomal subunit; ribosome
Molecular function (GO): structural constituent of ribosome
Source: RefSeq, a predicted model, not a curated record
AAUGUGAAGAAAGGCUGACGCACUGAGUACAGACGCCGUCUUGACCAGAAAGUUUCCUGAACCUGACCCGAUUCACGCAUUUGCGAAACGCAUGGUCCGUGCACAAAAUCCGUGAGCCUUCGUCUUCCAGCAACUUUGUCUCUGCAUGAAAGUUCGCAUUUCAACCAACAGCCAUCUCAUCAAGCUGCUGCAUCGAUAUGUGGUACAACAGCUAGGCGUGUGAAGGCAGUACGCAUUCGUCUCGAUUCCUCCCGCUCCUUCUGGUCUCAAUGGACGUACGCAGAGUUCUAGAUGGGCUUUGCAGGAGCUACACAACGCUCUCCCUAUCAACAACCUUAUCACGCACCGCACUCGCACGACGGCCGUUGAAUCCAUGGACAUGCCAAUCAUGCCGGAAAUUCGCCUCGUACUCCCCGUGUCGUCAAUCAGACGCUGCUUUCGCUUCUAGCCGAGAGGGAGAGACUCAGAACAGCCACGACAUGUAUCGCAGUCGCGACACUGGAUUACUCCCUGCACGGAAUAGCAACACUGCUGCAUCUUCUUCAUCGACAGGUGACGGCAAUCGGAGUGUGCGAACAAGAAAGAACAGUCCGCAGGGAAAGCCCUCAGAGAGAGCCCCUUCAGGAGUCCGUCAAACUUCCCUCGAUGACCUCGUGAAUGCUGGAUUGGAAGUUUCCCGCAAGGCUCUCUCCAAAGAUGAGGGAUAUGGCUGGCCCAAACCUUCCGAACGUAACCUGAUGGCACCAGGUUCGUCGACAAGUCGAUUCACAAGCGAGAUCCUGUCGUUUCCAACUGCGGUGGAGGGUACCAAUACCAAGCCUCCCUUUACGCCGCGCGUUCUCCGCGAACUAGAUAUUCACGUCAAACCGCGCACAGGACGCUCCUUAGCCGUCAAUCCGCGAAAUCCGACGGAGCUGGGUGCAAAGAUAAGGGCAUUGGGUUCUCUUGUGGGAAGGAACAAAAUCAAGCGUGAUGCCAUUCAGCAGAAGUUCCAUGAACGACCUGGGUUAAAGAGGAAGAGGCUAGCUCGUGAGCGAUGGAGGACAUACUUUGGCAAUAGGUUCAGGAGUGUUGUAGCUAGGGUAAACGAACUGAGGGCCCAGGGAUGGUGAGCGACUGUGGAGGAAUGUGAGGCGGAUCGUCAAAGGAAGAGAGCCGGCAAGAAGAUGAGCGCGAGCGUGGCUCUUCUGUUAUGUAGGAGUAUGGGCCUUCACCUUUAGAAAAGUUCGCGUCUAUUUGCAUGGUCGACGACAGACGGUUUGGCAUGUCUUGAGACUAGAUAGCAUGGAGGCGUAGGCAAGACACCGCAUGACACAGCAUCGCUACGAUCUUGUGAAAUAUCGAAAUGCGUCACAUAUCCCAAGCGCAUCCAGUAUCAUCUUCAUUUUCAAAGCGUGAUUGGCC